GAGAAAUUGUAUUCAUCAUUGUAUUGUUUGAAUUUAAUCAAAGGUUUCAUCAGAGCUAGAAAAUGAACUGAGAGCACAAUUUGUUAGUCAAGAUGGUGGCUAUCAGUACUCUCAGAAUUCAGCAACAUACGACACGUCAUUAUCACUCUCUUGGAAUACGCUUUUUAUACAGGCAGAAUGUUGUGGAGUAGGAUCAUUGAUAGAAUCCUCGUUUACGUCAACCAAGUGGUACUCGUCUGGAGACAGAUCUAGUAAUCGGAUUCCAGUACAAUGUUGUAUAUCUCAGUCUGAUGUCUUCCCGUACGCUACAAGAACAGAUAGCCAUUGUACAUCAUCUAUGCUAGACGGAUACUUUUACUCACAGUCAUGUGAUGAUGCAGUUGAAAAAAGAUUGAAGACAUACAGCAUAAUCUUCUUUGUGUUCAUGGCGAUCACCAUUUUAGCUGAGAUGAGUUGCAUUAUAAUGACUGUAUUCGACGUUAUAAGGCUAAAGAAAUUAACGCUGGGUAUAAAAGCUGGUGACGACACAAAAGAAAUCAUUAGAGAAAACGAAAAAAUCAUUCUGAAACAAUCAAUUGGGGAUGAAGCAAAUAAAUCAGAAAAUAAGAAAAUACAGAAGGAUAAACCAGAAAAAAUAUCACAAAUCAAGAAGUCGAUGUCGAGAGGAGCAUUUGAUUUACAAAAGAAAGAAAGUACAAUUAUUCAGGAUAAACACGAAGACAAAAUUGAAUUACAACCUGUAAAAUCGAUGGAAAUUGCAGACAAAAAUAAAGCUGCAGGGCAAAAUAUGAAAAUGGAAGCAGUCACUGGCACAACAUUGAAUGGUGAUGCAGAAGUCGAAACAGUGGCUGAAAAAGAUACCACAGCGAGGGACACCGCGAUUGAAGAUGCGACUGACACAUCGAAAUAG
Mytilus trossulus (common blue mussel) is the source of this 910-nucleotide messenger RNA. RefSeq lists its product as uncharacterized. Bases 338 to 910 code for a protein of 190 amino acids. The transcript has 4 exons. The record is from RefSeq and is a predicted model, not a curated record. NCBI's taxonomy places the organism in Eukaryota, Metazoa, Mollusca, Bivalvia, Mytilida, Mytilidae.